Messenger RNA from Juglans microcarpa x Juglans regia, 489 nucleotides. RefSeq names its product probable uridine nucleosidase 2. The transcript has a single exon. Bases 1 to 489 code for a protein of 162 amino acids. Gene Ontology annotation, molecular function: purine nucleosidase activity. NCBI's taxonomy places the organism in Eukaryota, Viridiplantae, Streptophyta, Magnoliopsida, Fagales, Juglandaceae. The record is from RefSeq and is a predicted model, not a curated record. Gene Ontology annotation, cellular component: cytosol. Gene Ontology annotation, biological process: purine nucleoside catabolic process.
AUGAUUGAAAUUGGUGCACCUAUUGAACCAUGCCAAACAAUUUGUGGAAUAUGCUUAGAGGCAAAUAUUGGGCAUUACUUGUUGAACUCAAGAAAUGCCCUGCGUUCACUUGAAGUUACUGGAAGAACUGCUAUCCUUGUUGUUGAAGGAUCUCACGUCACCAUUACUAAAGAAACGAAACUUCGAGUCUCAAAUUUUGUCCAUGUUGUUGAUGGAUGGGGCUCCCAAAAUUUGUCUCCACCAAACCUCUAUCCUGGAAAAGUGACGAUGAUGGCACUAGGCCCACUUACAAUUAUUGCAUUAGCACUCCAACAAGAUCCUGCAUUUUCUAAGAACAUUGGGCAUGUUGUUAUUCUUGGUGGUGCUUUUGGAGUAAAUGGGCUUGUGAAUUCAGUUGCAAAAACUAAUGUUCUUGGUGAUCCAGACUACAGCAAGUCCUAUGAGGCAUUCUUUAAGAACCUCAAACUCGGUAUCCAUGAGGAUUUUUAA